AUGUUUUUUAGCUCUUUCAUCAAUCCAAUCUUCAAAAACUGUGUGAGCACCUUUAUGGGCGGGCAGGGAGCAUCGCUGAUGCUGACCAGAAACCUAAUGAAGACACACAAGGGAGCAGCUAAGAGAUGGAGAAAGACUGCUGACAGUUUUAAAAGAGGCAAAGCCGGCAGAAGCCAUGGAAAUGCUGGAUGGUCCCGCAGAUCUCUGAAAGCUCUGAGUGGAAAGACGCUUGCUCACGAGACGCACAUAAAGCAUCUAAAAAGGUUGAUGCCAAACUGA
Molecule: messenger RNA, 279 nt
Organism: Torulaspora globosa
Lineage: Eukaryota; Fungi; Ascomycota; Saccharomycetes; Saccharomycetales; Saccharomycetaceae
Gene: MRP35
Product: mitochondrial 54S ribosomal protein bL35m
Exons: 1
Coding region: 1-279 (92 amino acids)
Biological process (GO): translation
Cellular component (GO): ribosome; large ribosomal subunit
Molecular function (GO): structural constituent of ribosome
Source: RefSeq, a predicted model, not a curated record